CAGUUGAGCAGUUUCUUCCAUCCCUGCACCAGGGUAUUUGUGGAUACCUGUGCAGACUCAGAAUUGGCACAGCCGAAGCAGGGGCCCGUGGGGCAGAACCAUAGCAGAACACCUGUGCCUUGCCUUGAACAGAUCCAGUGGAGUAGUACUCAUCACCCUGGGGCCAGGAACUGCCUGGCUGUGGACAGAGCUAGAGGGCAAGCCAAGCGUUGAGUGUCAGUGGAAUCCCAGCGUCUGCGCUGCCAACAGGGUGUCCUCAGCGUGGUGAGCAGUUGCGAGGCACCUGCAGCACACGCAGCAGAGUCCUCAGACUUUGAGGAGGAACCCACAGCAAGAGGAGCCUGUGGAAACCUGGGACGCUUCUGCCUUCGUACUUGGCAUCAGCUCAGAAUUAUUUGAGUCCUGGUCAAACUCUGUGAGCUGAUUACUGCCCCUAGUAUUAGAUUAGUCCAUAGAAAGUGGGAGCAAUGGCCGUGACACUGUUAGAGGAUUGGUGCAAGGGGAUGGACCUGGACCCCAGGAAGGCCCUGCUGAUCGUGGGGAUCCCUGUGGAGUGUACUGAGGCUGAAAUUAAAGAGACCGUGAAGGCAGGCUUACAGCCCCUGUGCGCUUACAGGGUGCUGGGCAGAAUGUUCAGAAGAGAAGACAAUGCUAAGGCAGUCUUGAUCGAAUUGGCUGACACCGUUAAUUAUGCUAUGAUACCUAGUCAGAUACUAGGAAAGGGAGGUGCCUGGGAAGUGGUGGUAAAAUCCCGUAACCCAGAUGACGAAUUUAUCAGUAGACUGAACUACUUCCUGAAAGAUGAGGGCCGGAGAAUGGUAGAUGUGGCCAGAACCCUGGGGUAUAGCACUCCCACUGAGAACAUGGAGCCAGAGGGCUUGGCCCAAGUCAAACCACCACACUUGCAGCCUCUGAAACAAAGCAUGUGGUACCGAAAACUGAAAGUGUUUUCGGGAAGCACUUUCCCAGGCCCAGGUGAAGAGAACUUUGAAGACUGGCUGGAACAGGUCACUGAGAUGAUGCAGAUAUUGCAAGUGUCUGAGGUGGAGAAGACGCGUUUGCUGGAGAGCUUACGUGGCUCUGCCCUGUCAAUCAUGCGAGUGCUCCAGGCCAACAAUGACUCUAUGACUGUGGAGCAGUGCCUGGACGCCCUGAAGGAGAUCUUUGGGACUAAAGAGGACUGGAGAACCUCACAGUUUAAGUUCCUCCAGACCUUUCAGAAGUCUGGCGAGAAAAUUUCUGUGUUCUUGCUACGGUUGGAGCCCCUGCUGCAGAGAGCUGUGCAGCACAGCUCCAUGUCGAUGCACAGCACAGACAUGAUCCGCCUGAAACACAUCCUAGCUCGGGCCUCCAUGGCCACCACCCUCCGGGGCAAGCUCGAGCUCCUGGAUCAGCGAGGAUGUCCUCCCACUUUUCUGGAGUUAGUGAAGCUCAUCCGAGAUGAAGAGGAGUGGGAGACUACCAUGGCAGUGACGAAGGAGAAGGAGAGGCAAGUAGGAAGGGGCCACAGGGCCUCUGGCAGACAAGUAGUAGUAGAAGCCACUGUCCCCAUGCCUCAGGCCAUUGUGCAGGCAGGGCCGUUUAGUGAGAGCAGCGCCCAGACCUUUCCGGAAGGGGCGGUCCCAUCAUUGAAGCGCAGGCGACUGCCGUGCUGCUACGGUAGUGGACAGGAAGGCCACAGCCAGGCAGCGUGUCCUAGGGCCCAGAACCAGCCUCUAGCAAAGCAGAGUCCUCAGCUUGCAGCAGAAGAGUCGGGAAACGAGACAGGGGCUGGGGCCAUGAGCCACACAGAGCCCUAGGAAACAUAGGCUCAAGAGAUGCAGGCGCCCCUUCCCCUGGCAAGCAGCAGAAAGAUUUUAAGAAGGGGAAGAGGCAGCACACACAAACAGCAGGGAACUUGAGUAGGGCAGAGGGACAGGGCAGCCAGGCCCAGGCCGAGCUCCCUUGCCCUUCACCAGCUGGAGGAAACUCCAUCCACCAAGCCGAACUCGGCUCAGGCAGGUGCCGGCAAUGUAAGCAAAAAUCCACUGCAUCUAGCACAUGGGGCACUCCAGCCACUGGUGGAGACCCCAAUGUGGCAGAGGCUGACGAAGGUGCAGUUGGGGGUUCUGGCAUCGACCUUGAUAUCUGGCCACCCCCAAACGCCCACCCUGUGGGCUCUGAGUUAAGAAUGCCAACCGGCUCCCAAGCCACAUGGGCCCCGGAGGAGCCUUCCCCGGGGCCGCCCCUGACAGAAGGGGCCAGUGCCAGUGAGGAAGAGCUGCGCAGCAGGGACGUAAUGCCCCAGAGGGGAGGCCGCAGGGUCCAGCCGGUCUUCAGGAUCAUCUACACUGCUCUAGGGGACCCCCAGGAAGGCAGCACCCUUGAGCCCCUGCACAAGUGAGGACAGGAGACCCAAAGGCCCUGGGAGCCUGGUGCCAGCCUGCAGGCAGUCUUCUCCUCCUACAGCCUGGAAGGGCUAUGGGGGCAAGGAGAGCAAAGACUGUGAGAAGAUUCCCAGGAGAGAGCUUCGGCUCAGCCUGGCAGGCAGGGGUGCUGGGUAUCUGGUGGGCCUGUACCCCAAAGCUGGCUUUGGUGUGAGUGGGUGUGCAGAUAAACUUUUGGUCCAAAGCAGGAGGAGGAGGAGGUAGAUGAGGAGGAGGAGGGAAAGGUAGAGGAGAAGGGAA
This is a messenger RNA of Diceros bicornis minor, 2666 nucleotides long. Its product is annotated as paraneoplastic antigen-like protein 5. NCBI's taxonomy places the organism in Eukaryota, Metazoa, Chordata, Mammalia, Perissodactyla, Rhinocerotidae. The record is from RefSeq and is a predicted model, not a curated record.